This is a messenger RNA of Trematosphaeria pertusa, 1804 nucleotides long. RefSeq lists its product as uncharacterized. Lineage: Eukaryota; Fungi; Ascomycota; Dothideomycetes; Pleosporales; Trematosphaeriaceae. Bases 258 to 1676 code for a protein of 472 amino acids. Gene Ontology annotation, molecular function: acyltransferase activity, transferring groups other than amino-acyl groups. The record is from RefSeq and is a predicted model, not a curated record. The transcript has a single exon.
UCGCGGCGAAGUACACCUAGGCUUACUCUCUAUCUCCGCACUUCAGGAACCAUAAAUACAUACCUUGCAAUGACGCAUUUGCCGUCGCGACGGGCAUCAACUCAUCUGAAAUCAAUCAUAAAUAACAGUACCCGAUCUCUCUGCAUCAGCACACCAAGGACCUAGCCAACACUUCAGGCAGACGCAUAUCGAAAGAGGGCAUUCGAUCGCACAACCACAACAUCAAGAGAAACCCCAAUAGAAGCAGGAGCGCAGCCAUGGCACCCGAGCACUCCAUCAUUCUCUCUCCUCUAGACCAGACGAUGCCUCGGGCCUAUAUCCCCACGGCCCUCGUUUUCGCAACCAAAAACUAUGAGUUGGCGAUCUCGCAUCUGCAGGCCGGCCUGGAGAAGACGUGCACGCAGCUGCCGUGGCUGAAGGGUCGUAUCAUAGAGAGGGCGAAUGAACGGAAGCAGCUCGCUAUUCGUUGGGAUGUAACAGCACCAACGCCAGUCAUAGAGGAGAAGGAUGCCCCUGAGGGUUUUCCCGGUUUCGCACAGCUUGUAAAGACAGGAGGACCAGCGGAGUAUUUUCAAUACGGGAUGUUCCCCUCCAGCUGUCUAGCCAGGAAUCAGGAGGUGGAGGAACCCGGGGCACCAGUUUUCGGCACCAGCUGUGUGAGGAUUGAGGGAGGGCUGGUAUUUUGCGCGUCUAUGCAUCAUGCUGUCAUGGAUGGCAGCGGGUAUGGCGAUUUCGUAAGGCUUUGGGCCGAGAACACGCGCGGUAGCCUAGGCUCUUCCAUGGCGCCGGAUCCGGAGGAGCCGUUGAAUAGAGGGGGGCGCCUUGCAGAUGCCAUCGGACCUCCUUCAAAGCGGGAUGAGCUCACAAUUGAGAGCCUAUUGAAAGAGCACCGCGAGUACAAGCUCCGAUCCUCCGAAACCCACCCACCUACUUCCUCAUCACCAUCGCCCGAAGCAAUCCCACCCGGCACCUCGAAGAUCUUCACCUUCUCCGUGCCCAAGCUACGCGCCGUCAAAACGUCCUUCCCGCCCCACCUUAUCGAAGACUCCUUCGUGACAGUCAACAAUGUCCUCUGCGCAAUCCUCUGGUCGCACGUCUCCUCUAUCCGUUGCUCGCGCCCCGAGCACCCUGAACCUGCGUCAGACUCGCUUUUCGGCUUUGCGGUAAACGGGCGGCGGAUCCUGGGGCUCAAUGAGCCCACAGCUCCGUUUCUGGGCAACGUGACGCUGCUCGCACAAGCGGAUGCACACAUGGAGGAGCUAAAAGCUGUAUCCGUAGAGGAUCCGACUGCCCUGGCACCAGUGAUAUAUUCUAUUGCUUGCGCUGCUCUUCUGGUUGAUAAAGCAUACAUUGAGUCCCUCGUCCAACUCGCCUCCCUACUGCCGGAUCUCUCAGGCAUGGAACCAGGCUGGGAUGCCAUAAAUGGCCCGGACUUCAACGUCACGAGCUGGGUGUAUAUGGGACUGUAUGACUGCGAUUUUGGCGAUGCAGUGGGGAAGCCGGAACUCGUGAGGUUGCCAUGUCUGCCGGUUGAUGGACUGGCCAUGAUACUCCCCAAGCGGAUGAAUAGCAUUGGAGAGGAGACGCUGGAGGUCAUGGUCGUGUUGAGGACAGAUGAUAUGGAUAGGCUGAGUGAGAGUGAGACGUGGAGAAGUUGGCUCGCAGAGGAAAAAUAGAGAGGGCCGGGGAGCUAUAGACAGCGGAUGCAGCUCGAAUUUGCACCAACAUAGUUAACAGAUGCAGAACAAGCGCAUGCAUCUCCUUGCUCCCAAGAAAAAUCCGAGCCAGAGUCCCCAUACCCACG